This is a messenger RNA of Plectropomus leopardus (leopard coralgrouper), 3852 nucleotides long. NCBI's taxonomy places the organism in Eukaryota, Metazoa, Chordata, Actinopteri, Perciformes, Serranidae. The record is from RefSeq and is a predicted model, not a curated record.
AUAAGUAUUAAUAAUAAUUUGGGGAGAUCACAAUUGUGCUGCACACUUCUGUGGCAUUUCAAGACAAACGAUUUACUGAUCAGUCAGUGAAAUAAUCAUAGAACAACCAGUAAUGAAAGAAAACAUUAGAUAUAUGUCAGAUUAGUAAGGAAAAAGGUGAGGCUCUGUAAUGUGAUACCAAACUUUGUCAGGGGGAACAGAGAAAGAAAAAUGUAUAGUUUCUGGGUGUUAAAUUUCCAUUCAGGAAGCUCUUUAAGUGGUGUGUAACAGAAGAAGUGACUCUGAACACAAAAGAAAAGAAAAGAAAAAUGAGAACCAGUAUAUUGUCGUUGUGUUUUUUUUUUUUGUAGUUUUAUGAAAAGGAAUGGAGAUAUCUCUUUAAAAGUGUAACCUGCCCUGUCAGGGUGUAGUUUUGCAUGUGAAGAUGUGAUAUUAUUAUGCAAACAUGCUUAUUCUUGACAGUAACAUAUUUUUCCUCUCAAAAUCAAUCUACAGUUGUUGGAGAACUCUCUUGAAACUGGAUUUGAAGGGUUUGGCGAUGGAUUUGCACUAAUACGUUUUCCACUGUGUAGCUCCCCAGCAUGUUUCCUUACCAUGGGAUGACUGGUUUGUGAAACUGUGGCUUUCUGUAUUUUUGCUGAAAUGUCCUGCACAGAGGAAAUAUCUUAAACUAACAGCAUCUACAGUUGCCACCUUCACUGUUUCACAUCAACGCCAGCCAUGGGCUUCUGUUUGCCUGUGUGCAAGAUUUUGCGGAGGGGGAAAUAUUUUGUCCUGAUCCUUCUCUCGCUCUCAGUGCUGGCAUGGAUCGCAACUUUUUCAGGCGAAACAGUGAAAUCCGGUCAGAUGUCCUCCGCCACACCACAAACUCUUGUCAAAGGAGACAGUCUGAGGGAUAAACUCAACACUUGGACACCGGCACCUGAUCACCUAAAUACUCUGGCACCAAAAGUAGAAUGCCCUGAGGAGUCACCGCUGUUACAGGGGGCUGUGAAGCUGUCUUUUGAGUCCACUCUGAAACUGAAGGAUGUGGAGAGUGAAAACAAAGGAGUGGCUGAGGGCGAGUACGAGCCCUCAGACUGUGCGGCGAGGCAGAGUGUAGCCAUCCUCAUCCCUCAUCGCAGCAGAGAGAGACACCUCCUCUACCUCUUACAUCAUCUGCACCCCUUUCUGCAGAGGCAACAGCUACACUACGCCAUUUAUGUCAUCCAGCAGGCUGGUGAUGCAACUUUUAACCGUGCCAAGUUACUCAACGUCGGGUAUUUGGAGGCACUCAAGGACUACAACUGGGAGUGCUUCAUCUUCCACGAUGUGGACCUUGUUCCUGAAAAUGAUCAUAAUUUAUAUAUCUGUGACAAGCAGCCCAAACACUUGGUGGUUGGCCGGAACGCCACAGGAUACAAGCUGCGUUACAAAGGCUACUUUGGAGGAGUCACAGCUAUGACCAAAGACCAGUUUCUUCAAGUGAAUGGAUUCUCAAACACGUACUGGGGUUGGGGCGGAGAAGAUGAUGACCUUCGCAUCAGGGUUGAGCUGCAGAAAAUGAAGAUAGUGCGCCCGCCCGCUGAUGUCGCUCGCUACACCAUGGUGUUUCACAAACGGGACAGUGGCAACGAAAUAAACAAAGACAGGAUGAAACUGUUGGGACGAACACCGCAGGUGUGGAGAAAGGACGGACUGAACAGCUGCUUAUAUAAGACUUUGUCGGUAGAAAGGCUCCCUCUUUAUGUGAAUGUUACUGUGGACAUUGGUAAGCCGCAGAGUUGAGAUUUCAAACAGAAAGCCCCUGCUGUGACCAAAAACUAUUUUAUGAUAUAUUUUUUACAGUACGUUCAGGCCACUGAGUGCAGAAAAGUUAUUCCGUGUUUAAGACACCAUAUUGAGCACACAAAACGCACAUUGUUUAUAUUAGUUUACAUUGUGAAAUUAAGUUGAGCUGGUAACUACAUAUUUGCACAUUUUUGCAUAUCAUGCUGCUUCUUCAUAUUGUUACCAGCCUGCAAAGUUUUUUUUCCUUUUAAGUAAUGAUUCGCUUUGGUCACAUAAAGAAGUGACUGCCAUCCUGUAGCCAGAUUUCGAUUAAUUUAUGCAAAUGUCUCAUUUUUUGCCCUUAUUUUGUAGUACUUUAUAAAACGUUCUAAAACGUGCACACAUGGACAAUGUGUAUUUUGUGCGCUUCAUUCUGUGGCUGCAUUGACUUUUCUUUAAAAGCCCCUACAGACACAAGCGUCAUCGCUUAUUUUGCCUCAUUAGACCUUGUCUGAAGACUGUCUGGGAGGCACAGAUUAAUGACUGAUUAAUUCAUUUAUAUCUCCCUUUUAUUGCUAUUUUAAUAUUUCUUUGAUCAUGUAGUGACCUCACACAUUUCCCAGAAGUCUUAUCAGAUAACUGAUAACAGUUAGGUUACUGUCUAUGUGUCAGUCGGAUAUAGAGGAACAAUACAGUUUUGCAUCACAUGUACCUUGGGUGCAGAAGAAGCAAAGGCUCAAGGACCACUGAAAAGCAAUAAUAAUAAUAAUAUGGAGGGCUGGUCUUAUCAAGUGAUAUUCAAUUUAAAUAUGUCAUUGUGAAAAGUGAUCAUGCAUAUUGAUAUUGGCCAACUAUUAAGAGAUUAAAAUUAUUUCUGCGCUUGGGAUUUAGUAGGCACUGUAAACAUUUGACUGCACUAGAAUUAACCUACAUUAUUAUUAGUUCUACACUAAUAGCUUGGGCUGCCUAAUGUGAACUGACUUUAUUUCCAGAACUUAAAAAUAUUGACUAUCUUUGGAUGAACAUUUUUUGUCUUAAAAAGUAGUUUUGUGAGCCAUUAUGACAAGAUAUGAUUUCUUAUGUUGCAUGUUUUUGUCGUUUGUUUGUUUUUAACUACAAGGCCUUACAUGCUUUUUUAAGCAGGUAUUAAUGGGUGGUGGAUUUUUAUUUAUUACCUUAACAUUUUUAAUGAUAAUUGUAGUCUUUUGAGACCAAUCAAUAUAACUUUUUUGUAUUGUUAUCAUAUCUGAAGAAAUUUCAGUCUAGAAAAAGCUGCAUACUUAUGCUUUUGAUCACUGCAUGCUGCCUAGAAAUGUCUGAUACACUCAUAUCAAAUGUGUUAAAUGAUUUUAUUUUACUUAAUUUAUAUUUUGAAGGUUGAGUAGCUGCUGGUAUAUUACAACUACAAUAUGUUGUGUGUUUAUCUGACCAGAAAAUACUACAUCUUUAAAGAAUGAGCAAUAAUACUGACUGAAUGACAAAUCUGGUUACAGUUUACUUGAGUCACUCCUCUUUGUGUUUUAAAUUUCCACAACUGUUGGACCAGAGCUUCAUAAUAACUACAGGUUAAUGAACUGAAUCUGCAGUCUGCUGUAGCCUCGAUGACGCUCUUGAAUGAGAGUUACAUUGGUGCAGAUACAUAUUUCAGUAAAUGUGAUCUAGGUUGUUGGUGGCCUGACCGUCCGUUCAGUUCUUGGUCGCAUCUCACACAUAACUGAAUGUUUUUGGGUUGUUUUUCUACUGUGGGUUGAAAACUUUUACAUGUAAAAAAAUAUUGCUUAACUAUGACUUCUCAAUGGGAUUUUAUAAAAUGAUCAAAACCAAGAAAAUUUUGGUAAUAUUGUAGCAUCAAACAUCUCACAUUUUUUAUUUGUACUUUAUAUAAACCAUUGUAUGAAAUUCAAAGUGAAAUUCAUUUUGACUCUUCGGGAAUGUAACUUGGUGGAUUUAUUUUGAAUGUGUUUAUGUUGAUUUGAGAUGAUUUGUCUUUUUUUGUGUAUGUGUGUUGAUGUGUGAGGAGAUGUGAGGAGACGUGCGUUUCACUUCUAAAAGGAUUAUUUUCUCUUUAGGACAUGUACAAUAAAUAGUAUUUUUUCUUAUGAA